Messenger RNA from Alternaria atra, 1077 nucleotides. RefSeq lists its product as uncharacterized. The transcript has 4 exons. NCBI's taxonomy places the organism in Eukaryota, Fungi, Ascomycota, Dothideomycetes, Pleosporales, Pleosporaceae. The record is from RefSeq and is a predicted model, not a curated record. Bases 1 to 1077 code for a protein of 358 amino acids.
AUGGCACCAAUGACUGUCGAAGAGCUGCUUCAACAUCCAGAAUACCCUCAUACCAUCUGGGACCUAAAACCAGAAAAGAAAGGCAAGGCCGUUGUAGCCAAGGACAGAGGCGGACCCCUCAACAUCGCUUACGAGAUCCACGGCCAUGGCGACAGACACCUUGUGUGGGUCAUGGGCCUUGGUGGCAUGAAAUAUGCAUGGCAGCGUCAAACAAGAGAUUUUGGUCAUACCAAAGGCGACCAAUACUCGUCGUUGGUAACUGACAACCGAGGUAUUGGCGACUCCGACAAGCCUACAUCGAGGUACUCGACAUCUGCCAUGGCCCAAGACAUCGUUGAAGUUCUCGACCAUAUCGGAUGGACCGGUAAGCGUGAACUACACGUCAUUGGCAUAAGCAUGGGUGGCAUGAUUGCCCAGGAAAUAGCCAUGUUGAUACCGCAGCGAAUAUGCACACUCUCGCUCGUGUCAACGGCCGCGCAACUCUUCCGAACAACUGGCUUCAUCGAAAACCUUUGGAACCGCGCCAAUCUCUUCGUUCCCAAAUCUCUCGACGCCCAAAUCGAAGGCGUGAAGAAGAACCUGUACACACAACAAUGGCUUGACGCCCCUGAUAGCCUCGAACCCGUUGUUCAAGCCUUCCCCACAAACGGCGACCGUUUCGCUGCCAACGAACUCUGGAAACGCCAACAUCCAGAGUACUUUGGCAAAGCCGGUUUUAUGCUGCAAGCUAUCGCCGCGGGCUGGCAUCACAAAAGCCCAGAGCAACUACAGCAGAUUGCGAAGACGGUGGGGAAGAAUAGGAUUAUGGUUGUACAUGGUACCAAGGAUCGUAUGCUGACUUUCCCGUUGGGUGUUGUGCUCUGGAGAGGAUUGGAGAGGGGGGAGGGCCCAACAGGCAAAGAGAACUGGUUGGGUGUUGAAGAGGAGGAGGAUAUUUGGCAGGAUGGUGAGGUUGAGAAGCACUUUGUUAGGGGGCAAGGGCAUGUGCUGCCGGCGGAGAUGAGGGAAGAGUUCAAUGGCUGGAUUGAGGGACUGGUUGAGAGGGGGAUUAAGCUUAACCAACAGGAGAACUUGUAG